Messenger RNA from Pelobates fuscus (common spadefoot toad), 2238 nucleotides. It is a transcript of the gene FBLIM1, whose product is annotated as filamin binding LIM protein 1. Gene Ontology annotation, cellular component: stress fiber; focal adhesion. Gene Ontology annotation, biological process: cell-cell adhesion. The record is from RefSeq and is a predicted model, not a curated record. Bases 183 to 1382 code for a protein of 399 amino acids. NCBI's taxonomy places the organism in Eukaryota, Metazoa, Chordata, Amphibia, Anura, Pelobatidae. The transcript is spliced from 8 exons. Gene Ontology annotation, molecular function: filamin binding.
GAGGGUCUGUGUCACUCACUGACCCCUGUAGAAAGCACAGCAGGGCUGGAUCACAAAAAACAAAGCAGACAUAGCUCAGCUAUUGUUCUGAGAAGAUAGAAAGAGAAGGAAGGACACACACCCACCUCUGCAUAUACACUCACCCAGGAUUAACCAGGGAUUUCCCACUGCACAGUCAGAAGAUGUCGGGGAAACGAAUGGUAUCCUCAGUCCAGAUAAUGUUGGCUCCACCAUGGAGAGCUGAAAUAUCACGCAAGACACAAUCCCACACCCAUGAGCAGCAUGUUCAACAACUUCCCCCAACACCAUCACCACCACCGCUAGAGCCCCUACAAGACCAAUCCUGGGCAGAACAUGCAGACUUUCAAAAUGGAGGUCCAUCAUUCCGGCCCAUUUUCUUGGAUGAUAUGCCGAGCACCGAUGACUUUCUUGGCUCUGAUCUCCCUCCACCUCCACCUUCCCCUCCAGUUUUACCAAAGACACCAAAACAGUUUCUCAGAGAUUCCUUUCCUGCUUAUUCUGCUCCGUUCCCGGAACCCACAGCUCCAGUUUCAAUGAAUGCACAGAUGGAAGUUCCUCGAGCUCCUUUACUCGAUUCUUCUGUUCAAGACAGGCUGAGUUUAGAACUGAGAAAGCUGGAUUUGGCUCCCACCCCUUCUGUCCAGAAACCAAGCGCUGGGAAUCCAAUAGAAUUGAAUAAAUCUAAAAAUGUCCCAGUUUCUCACACCCAGCAGAAGACGGAACGAUCAGCAUCAGACAAGCAAAACCAAAAUGGCCACACCAUGAAGCAAGAUAAUGAGGGAUCAGAUAUAUGUGCUUUCUGUCAUAAGGCUAUCCUCCCAAACGUAGCUGCUAUUGAAGCCAUGAAGAAGCAGUACCAUGCAAGCUGCUUCACAUGUAGAAAGUGUCACCGCCUACUGGCCGGGCAGCUGUACUACCAGAAGGAUGGACAGCCAAUUUGUGAUCACUGUUAUAAGGAAACACUGGAAAAAUGUGCCAAAUGCCAGGCACUCAUCACCCACCAUAUUGUGCGUGCCAUGGGUAAUGGUUAUCACCCAGAGUGCUUCACAUGUGUUGUUUGCAAUCGCAUGAUUGCAGAUGAGAGCUUUGCUGUCGAUGAAUAUAACGAUGUUUACUGCGCAAAGGAUUACUAUAGGAAAUAUGCGCCUAUUUGUAGUGUUUGUGACAAACCCAUCAUCCCCAGAGACGACGUGGAUUCCUAUAAAAUUGAAUGUCUUGGGAGGAAUUUCCAUGAAAAUUGUUAUCGCUGUGAGAAAUGUCACAUUACUCUGUCCCUGGAGCCUACAGAAAGUGGCUGCUAUCCACUGAAAGGUCAUAUAAUGUGCAAGCCUUGCCAUCUUUCAUGGACCGACCAGUUGUAACAGAUGUCUGUAGCCUACACAAUUCAACGCCACUAGUAUUUGCAAAAUGCAGAAUACGGUGCCUAAUCAGAUUGUUGAGGCAUCGGAACAAACCCAAUUUUUCCUCUAUACUGUGUCCAUCUAUUAGGGAUAAACUUACUUGGUGUUCCAAUCAACAAAGACAAAAUGGUUUAGCCAAAUGGCAAGGAGAGCAUAAUAACUCAGCAUUGCUUUACUCAACAUUUUACAGACAGCACCACUCAAACAGGCACAGUCCUGGGAUUGUCACAGCUCUGAGUAUCUCUUCCACCACAGGAAUUGCUGAUUUCACAAGAUGCCAUGAAUCAUAAAGUCUGUCUCACAUGACAAUAACUGCCCAAUCAUAUUGUGAGGUAUAUGUAAGGGCUUUUUAUGAUCAAUGUCAAAUCACAAAAUCAUUUCUUGUAAAAAGGUUUCUUGUUUUUUUUAACGUGUGUUUAAUUUCAUUGAGACUACUCAAAACUAACUUCACUCAUCAGUACACCCUCCCGCAAUCUUGUGAUUUUGUUUGACAAUGAGAUGUUGCCACAUACGCAAGAAUGGGCCAAUAAGACUAUAUAUUCUGGUUCAGUCUAUAAUUUCACAUUUUAUUGCAGCACACGGGACAAAGACAAACAAAGGCGUUAAAAGUCAUUUGAAAAUGUAAAUAUUCUGGACAAACAUAACAGGAUGUAAUUGUAUAAAAGUAUCAGAGAACUCGAGGUUUUAUUUUGCUUAUUUUAAUAUUUAAUUUCUAUGUACGUACUCUGUUUUGUAUUAUAAUUUUACUGAGUGCUUUAUUUCUGUUCCUGUAACAAGUUAAUUGCAGCCAAUAAAUUGUCACUGUAUAUAAAAAAAA